AUGGCCGCGUCCAAAGAUAUUCUUUUCUGGACGCCCAGCGGACAAUUACUUCGAAAUAAACGCACUAUUCCCGUCACAAACAUCGCUGAGCUAGUUGAGUAUGUGUUACUCCCUCAUAACAAUGAAGUUACCAAGCCUCGUGGGCUGAAUACGUUUCUAGAUGGACUGGCGGAGUUAGGGAUAGGUAAAGGUUUAAUCAAGAACAAAAAGUUGUUAAGUGAUUUAAUAGAAAAGGAAAAAGGCUACCAAAAUGUAGAAAAUACUUCCGAUAACGAGAGUAAUAAUGAGGAGAGUUCAUCGGGUAUUGAAAAUCAGGAGGAGGAAGUGGCUUCUGACAAUGGCGCUGAAGCUGAAGGCAUCCAAGAGAGCGACAACGACACUGAAAACGACAGUCAGGAGAUAGAAAGUAGUAACCCUGAAACGACCACCACCUUUCACUCCAAACGUCCCUGUGAACACUGCGAG
Messenger RNA from Porites lobata, 465 nucleotides. The record is from the annotation of a GenBank genome assembly. NCBI's taxonomy places the organism in Eukaryota, Metazoa, Cnidaria, Anthozoa, Scleractinia, Poritidae.